Solenopsis invicta (red fire ant) is the source of this 2805-nucleotide messenger RNA. RefSeq lists its product as uncharacterized. The transcript has 5 exons. Bases 1 to 2805 code for a protein of 934 amino acids. The record is from RefSeq and is a predicted model, not a curated record. Gene Ontology annotation, molecular function: nucleic acid binding. Lineage: Eukaryota; Metazoa; Arthropoda; Insecta; Hymenoptera; Formicidae.
AUGGGAAAAUCGAGUAAAGCAAAGAAGAGGAAGAGAUCACCAUCAUCUGAUCGUCUCUCAGGACUGGAAAGAGUAAGUAGCGUCGUCAAGGACGGCGCAUCCCCCAGGUCCCAUACAGAGGUUACUCUAGACGAGAAUCCCUCUCUUCUAUUCCCGACCACAGAGGACGAUGUAGCUCCUCUUACCAAGCAGUUAUUCGGCUCAGACUUGGAGGGCGAACAAGCUCCACCUUGGAACGAGAUAGUGACACAGAGGUGGCGCGAUCUAACGCGCAAUGAUCUCUCGCCGGAUCAGCGCGAACUACUCUUACAAAAAUAUUCCCCUGUGGAGACGUUAGCCUUUCUCAAAGCCCCUACUCUUAACCAGGAAUGCAAGGUGGCCUUGAAGAACAGCUCUCUGAUUAAAAGAGAUCAGUACAACGCUAAGAAUCACGAACAGGUUGGCAUAGCCCUGUGCGCCCUCGGGGAAGCCAUCUCCGAUUUUCUUCGCCCAGGCAUAGAAGAAUCUCUAAGCCCCGAAGCUUGCCUGGCAGUUUCAAAAGUAAAUGAGGAAGAGCACAGAUCAUACUGGCUUCAAAACGCCAAAAAUACAGCCGAGGUAAUUCCAGUAGAUGAUCUCCUAUUUGGAUCAGACUUUGGAGAACAAAUGAAAAAAGUGGCUGCCAUGGAAAAAUCAUCAAAGGAGAUUAUUAAGACUCCGUUAUCUAUUUCGAGAAGAAUUCAGCAACCAGUUAAACAACCGUUGCAGAUGUCAGCAUCGAGAUCGGGAAACAACCGUGCCCCUGUAAGAAACUCGAGAUCGGCGAGAAGGACAGCAGUCGCCGGUCAGCACACCGGUCCAGGUCUCACUCGAGAAGACGCUAAAGGAGGUAGAGAAGCAGUUGGAGGCUACAGGCUACCCUUUAAACAACAUCCGCCUUCUCAGGUUUGCGAACCUCAGUACCGUCUAUCAAGAGGGGAUGAGCAGAUCUGCUCCCAGGAGAUUUCUAAUCUCCUUAAGAAGGAAGCGAUCGAGAAAGUUUCAGAACAUAAAGAUCAAUUCCUGUCUCCCUUCUUUGUUAUCGAAAAAUCAUCAGGGGGAUGGAGAUUCAUCCUUAACCUCAAAAGCCUUAAUGAAUUCAUCAUCACCCCACACUUUAAGCUUGAAGACUGGAAAUCAGUCGUACGCCUCAUUUCGCCAAACGAUUUCCUGCUAUCCAUUGACUUAGAGGAUGCGUACCUUCUUGUACCUAUCCAUUCGGAAGAUAGAAAAUUCUUAAGAUUCCGUUUCCAAAAUCAGCUCUUCCAAUUUAGAGUACUACCGUUUAGACUAGCAUCGGCUCCUUUUAUCUUCACAAAGAAAUUAAAACCAGUCAUAUCUUCCCUGAGAGAAAGAGGUUUUCUUUCCAUAGUAUAUUUAGAUGACUUUAUUCUCAUUGCACCCACAUACAGUCAAUGUACAGAGAAUGUUAGGGUGACAAUGGAACUCUUAGUAUCCUUAGGUUUCAUUAUUAAUUUUAAAAAGAGCGUGCUCACCCCGGCAAAAUCCUGUCGGUUUUUAGGUUUUAUUUUUGAUACAGGGGACUUUUCAGUUUCAAUUCCUCCUGACAGGAGAGAUAAUCUUCGUCGAAAAUCUCAAGACAUGCUGAAGAGGACCCACUGCAAGAUCCGAUUCCUGGCAAGUUUUAUAGGCUCGCUAGUAGCGGUGUGCCCGGCCGUCCAGUAUGGGCUAUUACACACCAAACGAUUGGAAAGAGAAAAAUUCUUAGCCCUAGAAGCCUCAAGCGGCGAUUUUGAAGCAGAAAUAUCUCUCCCAAAUUUUCUGAAGACGGAUCUCCUUUGGUGGGUCGAGAUCUUUACAGAUAAGCUCCAAAGAAAUUAUAUCAGGUCAGGACAAUUUAGCAUGGAAAUUUUUACCGAUGCCUCUCUAACGGGAUGGGGUGCGGUAUGUAGCGGAACACGAACUCACGGCUUUUGGUCGCCUAGUGAGAAACAAUAUCACAUCAAUUACCUUGAACUUCUAGCAGUAUUUCAUGCAUUGAGAUGCUUCGCUUCUCAUAUCGAAGAAUCCGAGAUCCUUUUGAGAGUGGAUAAUUCCACCGCUAUUUCAUAUAUUAACCAUAUGGAAUCGGUCAAAUUUCCUACCUUGUCUGAUCUAGCUCGUGAGAUUUGGUGUUGGUGCUCCCGAAGAAAUAUAUUUAUUUACGCUUCGUAUAUUCCUUCUGCUCAAAAUUUCGAGGCGCAUGCAGAAUCACGCAUAGUGUCAGAGGAAACUGAGUGGUCCCUCGGAAAGCAAUAUUUCGACGAGAUUGAAGCAGCUCUAGGCCCUUUCGAUAUAGAUUUGUUCGCUUCAUCAAUUAACAAUAAAUGCCGUGAUUUUAUAUCUUGGCAUCCAGAUCCAUUAGCACAAGCAGUUGACGCAUUUUCAAUGAGUUGGAAUCAAUUGUAUUUUUACGCCUUCCCUCCUUUUAUCUUAACUCUAAAGACCGUACGGAAGAUUAUUACUGAUAGGGCGGAAGGCGUGGUUGUGGUACCCUGGUGGCCAGCUCAACCGUGGUUCCCACUUUUCAAUCAAUUAGUCGAAGAUCCAUCCAGCCUGGAGGAAAAUUUCCCUGGCGGCCGCAAGAUUAUCCGGCAAGCUUUCCGGCUCAAAGGAACGCCGCCGGCAGCGUUAGAAACUACUCUCGCAUCAAUAUCCGAGGCCACAGUGGCACAAUACACCAAACCAAUUAGAGAGUGGCAUUUUGUAGGCAGAAGCAAAUCGGCUGUUUCACAACGCCGGUUUCCUUAUUUCUGGAAUUUUUAUCUUCCACCUUAUCUGGAAUAG